Onthophagus taurus is the source of this 2148-nucleotide messenger RNA. It is a transcript of the gene FucT6, whose product is annotated as alpha-(1,6)-fucosyltransferase 8. Gene Ontology annotation, biological process: protein N-linked glycosylation. NCBI's taxonomy places the organism in Eukaryota, Metazoa, Arthropoda, Insecta, Coleoptera, Scarabaeidae. Gene Ontology annotation, molecular function: glycoprotein 6-alpha-L-fucosyltransferase activity; protein binding. Gene Ontology annotation, cellular component: Golgi cisterna membrane. The record is from RefSeq and is a predicted model, not a curated record.
CGUUGAUUAUUUUUACUUCUUCCUGUCAAACCUGUCAAAAUGUUAAAUUGUGUUAAAUCGGAUAGUUAACGAGUUCCUCAAACAUAUUUUAAAAAUAUGAUUGUGGUGACAUGACAUGAAUUAUUUACGGUACUGUUCAUAGUGCUAAAAAUAAAUUAACUAUACACAUACCACAUGUACAAAUGUAUUCCAUAUGCAUAAGUUUAUAACCUAAAAAAUCCAGUUGUUAAGUAAUAAGUAGUAACGUAAAAAUAAACGUAUAAAGUAUAAUAAAUCAAAAAAAUGAGUGCAAUAUUCAGACACGUAAACGCGAUAGUUUUAAUAUUCUUUGGUAUUUGGAUUGUGAUCCUUUUAUUUAUUGCAUUUCCGAUGAUCUCUACACACGUAUCUCCUGCAAAUACGGAAACUGUAGAUCGACUUGCGAAGGCUUUAGCUGAUUUAGAGAUACUCCGUAAACAAAAUAACGAGUUACAAGAGCUUUUUAGAGAUAUUAAAUUAGGUGAUUUUAAAAGUGAAGAAAAAGAAGCAAUAGAAAACUUUCAAAUGCGUCUGACGAAAGUGGAACACCCAAAAUCGAAAAGACUUCAAGACGUCGGGUUUGUAAGCCAAAAAGAGGAACCAAACUCUCAAUACGAAAUAUUGAGGAGACGAAUUGCCACAAAUACAAAGGAGUUAUUUUAUUAUGUUCGGGGUGAGAUGCAUAAUCUGAAACAGCAAGUUCAACAGUUAUCGGUGAACGCUGAGAGUUCUGUGGAUGAGUUUUUGAAGGUGACCAAAGAGCACGAACGAUCUUUAUUGCAUGAUAUCGCGCAAUUGGGGGAGAUUGAUGGUUUCGCUACUUGGAGGGAAUUAGAAGCUACCGAAUUAAGUAAUUUGGUACAGAAACGAUUGAAGUAUUUACAAAAUCCCGCUGAUUGUGAAAGUGCCAAAAAAUUAGUUUGCAACUUAAAUAAAGGUUGUGGGUUUGGGUGUCAACUUCAUCACGUAGUAUACUGCUUAUUGGUGGCUUAUGGAACCGAACGUACUUUAAUUUUAAAAUCGAAAGGUUGGAAAUAUAAUAAAGGGGGAUGGGAGGAAAAGUUUAAACCAAUAAGUGAUACUUGUACAGAUACGUUUGGUGAAAACGGCUCAACUUGGCCUGGAACCCCCGAAACUCAAGUUUUAACUAUAUCCGUUAUCGAUUCGAUUUCACCUCGACCUCCGUAUCUUCCACCGGCAAUCCCCGAGGAUUUAGCCCCGCGAUUAAUACGAUUGCACGGCGACCCCAUCGUUUGGUGGAUCGGACAAUUUUUAAAAUAUUUAAUGAAACCACAAGAAAAAACUUCGGCUUUAAUGCAAGAUACUAUGUAUAAUAUUGGAUUUAAAAGACCUAUUGUUGGUGUUCAUAUUAGAAGAACGGAUAAAGUAGGCACAGAAGCCUCUUUUCAUUCUGUUAAUGAAUACAUGGCUGUUGUUGAAGAUUAUUACGAUCAAUUAGAAUUAAAAGGAUCGGUUGAAAAACGUAGGAUAUAUCUCGCAACGGAUGACCCGAAAGUUUUAGCAGAAGCGAAAAAAAAUUAUCCCUCCUACGAGAUUUUGGGUGACGCUUCUAUAUCAAAAACGGCAUCGAUUUCAACAAGAUACUCAGAACAAUCUUUAAACGGGAUCAUUUUAGACAUUCAUAUGCUGUCAAUGAGCGAUUAUUUAGUUUGCACGUUUUCAUCUCAGGUUUGUAGAGUUGCGUAUGAAAUAAUGCAAAAUUAUUUUCCGGAUGCGUCCGAUAAGUUUAAAUCCUUGGACGAUAUUUAUUAUUUCGGGGGUCAGAACCAACACAAUCGCGUCGCUUUGUUGCCACACACCGCGCAAUCCCAAGGCGAGAUUAACUUGAACGUUAACGAUUUGGUUGGAGUUGCUGGAAAUCAUUGGAAUGGUUAUAGUAAAGGGAAAAAUUUACGUACGAAACAAACGGGGUUAUAUCCAAGCUUUAAAGUACAGGAUAAAGUGGAAACAGUGAAGUUUCCAACCUAUGCCAAAGCCACUAAUAAAAAUAACGAUAAUGAUAAUGUGUAAUAAACAAAUUAUUUAAUAAUUUUAUUUCAACAGAAAAGAUAUUAUUGUUGUUUUAAACCACGGAAAUAAAACUUUGCAUUACGUAGUUUUAUAUUAAAA